Messenger RNA from Stomoxys calcitrans (stable fly), 3386 nucleotides. RefSeq names its product protein bride of sevenless (gene boss). The record is from RefSeq and is a predicted model, not a curated record. Gene Ontology annotation, cellular component: membrane. NCBI's taxonomy places the organism in Eukaryota, Metazoa, Arthropoda, Insecta, Diptera, Muscidae. Gene Ontology annotation, molecular function: sevenless binding; adenylate cyclase inhibiting G protein-coupled glutamate receptor activity. The transcript has 6 exons. Gene Ontology annotation, biological process: G protein-coupled receptor signaling pathway; visual perception. Bases 308 to 2977 code for a protein of 889 amino acids.
CAGUUCGAAACUAUUAUCGAUAGCGUGUGUAUAUUGAGCUUUUGGUGUUCCAAGUGUUACCUGUGUGUGCGAAUUAACUUCAAGUUGUGAUUUGAAAGUUUAUGGUCGAAAAAAAAAAACAGCCAUCCACUUUCAAAUCAAUGGAAAAAGUUAUGCUAAGAAUUUGCAGUUGUUAAGAAAGUGUUUUUAAAAGCAUUAUAUACAGAUAUAAUAUGAAAGUGAAUAAAAAUUAAGAAAGUCUUGACUAAGAAAAAUUUUUAAGAAGGAGUGAAUAAAAUAAACCGCAUACAAAUAUCACAUAAGGAUAAUGGCUUGGAAAUUUCGAAAAUCAAAAAUACAUCAACUUAAGGUUUUCUGCGUUCUCACCAUUCUCUGCUGCUGUGCCUUACCCUUAACAAUGGCAGAUGAAGGGGAGACAACAAAAGAAUCCUCAUCACCAGCGCCGCCACCCGCUAAAGCCGCGCCAAAAAUAACCAAAUCACGAUCCCUAUCAACAAGACGACCUCCACCAACUACAACAACCACAACCACGACGACCACAACAACAGAGGAACCGGAGCCGGAACCAAUGGAAACGACCACAAGUGCCAAUGACAUUUGUAUGCAUGGCAUUCAUGCCAUUAUACCAAAUUCCGAAGAAGAUUUAACGGUGGUUAAAACGGAAAAUGAUUUUGUCCAUGACAUGGAGGGUGAUCUGUUACUGAGUGUGAUGACAACAGAUCCAGCAUCGGCAAUGUUUGUUAUAAAUCGCAUGAAUGUGGCCAAUCUGUUGGAGGCAAAUUUUGAAAUAGGUAUACGUGCCAUACACCUGGAAGCCGAUCAUUUGGUGGAGAACAUCAUAUUGCAAGAAAUCAAAUAUCAGCAACAAUGCACCACCCAUGCCUUGGGCAUAUUCAUCGACUUUGACUACUACAUGAUGUUGCAGGAUUUCAUCGAUGAUCUGGAUUACAACAUUUGGCCCAUACCUUCCACACGCGAUGAUUUGUUUCCCAAAGUUGCCCAUUUGCUGCAUCAAAUGCCUUGGGGCGAUCAAAUUGCCUCGGUGGAGAUUUUAACUGAAAAUUUGAAUGUCUAUAAUGAUUUUAUGGAUGCCACGCGCAAGGAGCAUAUGUGCCUUAUGCACUUCAAGAGUGAUAGUAACAUUUAUAUACUAUUUGGUAAUAAAAUGGCUUCACAUUUUAAGGAGAAUGGAACGAUAUUUGCCGUGCCUACGGAAAGGACAGAUCGUCAUUUUAUAAUGGAUUUACCCAACAAAUCCUACAUACUGAUGGAGAAUGAAAUCGAUCUGCGAGAAAUUGAUAAAAAUGCCACCCAAAUGACUUUGGACGAACCGCUGAUUGGUAAAACCAUACUACCCUCCCGGGUGCUGGCCUUUGCCCGCCCCAUGCUGGAGUUGGCCAGAUGGCUUAAGUCUUCCAUGCAGAUUCAUUGUAAGCGGGUGCAGGAGUUCUACGCCUUGGAGACCUGUGGCAAUGUGUUGGAAUUUAUAGGAGAUUGGGAGAAGCCUGAGAAUCGUCUGCCCCACCAUGAUACCGCCGAGCUGUUGGAUUUGUUGCGCAUGCGCCAAUUGGGGCCAUUGAUGAAUUUUCAAAUGUUCCAGAAACAAAUGGAAGAUCAGUUCCCUCCCCCGGUCUCUUACGAAGAGGAGAAGGCAACAAUGCGGGAAAUUGCAGCACAGAAUUUUGUCACAAAUAUAACGACCUAUUAUCACUAUAAUCGCGAUAACCACACCAGUGUGGAGCUCAAAACGAAAUUUGGACAUGUCUUCAAUUGCCAAUUGACAACAGGAGAGAAUUCACGCUAUCCCUUUUUAUUCGAUGGAGAAUCGGUCAUGUUUUGGCGCAUUAAGCCCGAUACAUGGGUGGCCACUGGCAUGACAGCGGCCAUUUUGGGCCUCAUAUGUACCCUGGCCAUUUUGGUGUUCAUUGUGGUGCGCAUUUCACUGGGCGAUGUCUUCGAGGGUAAUCCGGUCACCUCCAUAUUGCUGUUGCUCUCUUUGCUGCUAAUGUUCACCUCGUUCAUACCCUUCUCGAUGGAGUAUGUGGGAGAGCAUCGCAAUUCCCAUGUGACCGUUGAAGAUGCCGCCACCUUAAAUACCCUAUGUUCGGUGAGAGUUUUCAUUCUCACUCUGGUGUAUUGUUUUGUAUUCUCUCUUUUGUUGUGCCGCUCGGUAAUGUUGGCCUCCAUAGGCUCGGAGGGUGGUUUUCUCUCCCACGUCAAUGGCUAUAUACAGGCAGUGAUCUGUGUCUUCAGCAUUCUGGUGCAGCUGGGCAUGUCUGUGCAGCUGCUGACAGCCAUGCAUCUGGCACCGGAUCGGGUGUCCUGUGAGAAUAUCUACUAUGGCCAUUGGAUGUUUGGCUUGUUGUCCUAUGACAUGUUGCUAUUGCUGAGCAUUAUUGCCUUGGUGCCAUUCAUCUAUCGAUCGCAGAGGAAUUACAGGGAGGGAAUUCUGAUUGUUAUAGGCUCAGUGUUAAUGCUGAUCAUUUGGAUUGUUUGGAUCACAUUGUCCUUCUUUGGGGACGAAAUGCGUGAUGCUGCCUUGCCCUUGGGCUUGCAAGCUUCCGGCUGGGCAAUAUUGGUGGGCAUUUUGAUACCGCGUACCUUUUUGAUAGUAAGGGGCAUAGAGCGUUCUGAUAUAGCCCAAGCCUUGCCGUCGUUAACAUCAUUGGCUUUUGCCCAAAACAAUCAAUACUCCUCGGAACAGAGUGUCUAUGAGUGUGUGAAUCCUGCCAUGCGUAACAUAUCCCAGGAUGAACUCCACCAUCAGUCGCCUAGCGAAAUUCCCACAUUGCCACUGCGUGGAGGCGGAGCUCCCAGACGCCAGCAAUUCUUUGCCAAUCUGCGCCAGGCCAACUCCCAUAUUGGAACACAACGCCAGAACACCACACGAGUCAAUCGUGGCAGUCCACCACAUUCUGUUCAGUCAUCAAUAUCACCCACAGAUUCCCCAGAGAAUAGUAAAAUUACAAGAUUUUAAAAGAGAUAGAGAGAGAGAGAGAGAGAGAGUGGGAGAGAGAUCUCCUUUAAAUGGGGAAAACAUCCAAGGUCCUUAAACCCCAAAUAUGCUUCCAUUUCAAAAACAUAACCACACCACGGACCCUGAACCCAGUUUUUCCCAUGAACAAAAAUCUCUCCAUUAGAUUUAGAUAUAAGUUUUGAAAUAUUUGAAAAAAAAAACAUAUUUUCCCCCCAAAAUUUUUAAGUUUACACCAUUGUGGAGGAUAUGAAGUAUGUAUUUGUGAGUAGUUUACUUAUUUUUUUUUUGUAAGUCCUUUUUGAACCUAUUCUAGUCAAAAUCAAAUACCUAAGAACUUGAUUGAAAUCAAGCGUUGUUUCAACAUCAUUCAAAAGGAUAUUUAUUAAUAAAGAUUGAUAUUUAUAAAUAA